AGAUAGCCCGCCGAGUCGCUCCUCCGAAGGGCAAUCUGUCCCCCAAAUUUUGCCCUGCGUCGAGCUCGGUAAUCAGAUCCAUGGCACCCUCCACCAUCUCCUUCCACCCUUCGACCCUGACGUCCGCCGGAUCCAACUCCCCGCGCUCCGGAUUCCCCGACCGGGCCAUACUCUGCAACGCGGUGCGCACCUCGAAGCACCGGAACGCGACCACCGCCCAGUGCGAGACGAGCGAAGGCCAUACUGUCGAGGUCUCCUUCUGGCUCGUCGACCCGCCGGCCGUCUCCUACCUGAGCGUCAACUGCCCCGGCCUCGAUGAGUCCCACUUCGCCGACAAAAUGGAUCCGCCCUGGCUCGUCUGCGCCGAGGCCACCUUCGUCCUCUUCACCGUCACGGUCCGGGGCACCACCGACCACUUCGUCUACACAGCCGGCCCCGCAGGGGACCGAUCGCUGCAGCUGCUCCCGGACCCCAACACCGGACCCUUCACGAACCACCCGUACGCCCUCUUGCCCCGCGGCGGCGACAGCUUCGACGUGGCCUUCCUCGACCGCAGGUGGAUAUCCCAAGAUGACGGCUGGCGGUUCCAUGCCUCGGUCUUCUCAUCCGAAACGCAGUCUUGGAGGAGGAGCAGGGUGUCGUUGCAGCACCUAUCCGACUCUGACAAGUCAUUGUGUGGCCAUCAUGGCCUGUCUAAGCAGAUUGCUGUCGGGGGAGACUCGCUAGGUUGGGUUGAUCUCGCGAGUGGUAUACUCCUUCUCCAGGACCUCUUCGACGAGCACCCUGUCAUCAGGUUUAUCCAUUUCCCCGAGUCGAGGGUUUGCUUCAUGGAUGACGACGGCAUCCCGCACUACCCCGAUGAGUAUUAUUGCAAUGUCGCAUGCUAUGACGAUCUCAUCAAGUUCAUCCACAUAGAAUUCGAUGACCCUGCUAUCCGGACCAGCGGUCAAGCUUGGAGAGCCACCAUGUGGAGUAGGAAGAUCUCUUGGAACAACUGGCGCCGCUGCUCCACAGUUGAUGUUGCUAAUAUCUCGGUUGACCAAAGCUAUUCUGAUUUAUUGCCUGUGCUACGGAAUGAUGAGAUGCAGCGACUGGAAUUGGAGAGACUGAUUUUCCAUACCCCGGUCCCGAGCGUACGCAAUGACGAUGUUUUUUACAUGAUGGCCAAGGUGAAUGGUAAAAAAGACACUGCCUGGGCCAUCGCAAUUGACAUGAAACGUGCGGCUGUGGAAGCAAUGGCCCCUUUUUCUGCUCAAGUGUAUAGUCUCGUUACAAUGUACCGUCCAUGCGUCUUCCCCAAGUACCUCAACAUGACCCCAGGGGCAGGCAUGGGUAAUCCAGUAAAUGAGUGUUUUAAGCGGUUGAGUGCGAAGCAAUGUCUGGUGGAAGUGCUGUGGACUCUAGACUGGCUUCGAGAACUCGAUCAAGUCUUGGAAAUUGAGAGGUCAACUUACAACACCUGUAGAUUGCUACUUCAGCUUUCUCCAGUAUCAUCUCUUCGUUCUAAUAUCGAAUUAAUGGUAAAAUGUGCUUCGUUCUGUAAUGGUCAAGGUGAAGCUGCAUCCAAAGCCGCGAACUUCUGCUUAAGAGCAUUGGAUGGUUUCGACUUGGCACUACAUGAAUCACCAUGUGAUCUGUCCGCAUCUGUUGAAGCCAUGAGGUUCAAAAUCAGGGAUGUCCUUCAAGCUCUAGACAAUAUAUUGCAAAUCGUGCCACCGGCACUGAUACCAGAAGAAGGGACACCUGGAGAAGGAAAAAGAGGAGAAGCACUAUCGGAAACCUGCGAGAAGCCGGAUAAUGAAUCUGACAAGUGGCAGAAAGAGACUUCCGAACCCAGUAACUCUCGAGUGGAGAAGUAUCAAGAGAACAAGGGGGCAUGUGACAGGAAAGAACGAAGAGCCAUGAUGGUUUGGGAUGUCAGGUUGCUGAUUCUCAUUGUCUUAUUUCUGGCAUCGCUCGUCUUCACUGUAUCUUGGAAUUCAUGCCGAUGAAAGAUAUGCUAAGAAGAGUACAGAUGAUGCUCGCAAGUGUCUGCCUCAAACGAGAAGAACCAGUACCAGUAUUUAUUUGGACGCUGUGACAAGCCAUGCCAUGGAAAGGGUAGAUCCGAUGGACAGAAGCAAGCAGGGAGAUCCAACCCCAAUAACUCCAGGGAGGCUCAGAGGAAGAACAAGAACAAAAAGAAGAAUCAGCAGCAGGCGCUGGUUCUGAAUUGCCGAUUACCGGUGCAGUUGUACCUGCUAUAUUUUGUCGGCUCUGUAUUGGUAGCGGUUGCUGUAAAAGCGUUGUGUCGCCAUCUCGGUUCAGUGUAAUAGAGCCAGUAUCUUUAGUCCCUUUUUGCCAGAAUGAUGAGGAACAAAAGUGUAUAUUCUACUCCCUCCGUUCUCGAAAAGUGUAUUUGGCACAUGAGCACCAGUGCUCCUGAUUUCUAAAAAUCAUAUUUUUUAUUUCAAAAAAUAUAAAAUUAAAUACCCACAUACAUAUAAA
Lolium perenne is the source of this 2487-nucleotide messenger RNA. RefSeq lists its product as uncharacterized. Lineage: Eukaryota; Viridiplantae; Streptophyta; Magnoliopsida; Poales; Poaceae. The record is from RefSeq and is a predicted model, not a curated record.